CGAGGACUGUCCUAUUCUGCAUCCCUACCCUAUCCACCGAUGAGUCGCUCAAUUAGCCAACUUUCUUCAACCCGCGCCGUGAGAUGCUCGAGACUGCACCACUCCUCGAACCAGAUAUUGCCUGGACCGAACAAAGAGAGAAUGGCACCAAUGGCAGUGACAUCGCCCUCGAACGAGCUACGAGAUGGAAGACCGAGACACGAAUAAUGAUCGCCGACACAGUGCCCUUGGUUCUGACGUACUUGUUACAAUAUUUCUACAGCUUGAUUAUCGUGCUGGUCGUUGGCCGCAUAGGAGAGGACGAGCUCGCCGCCGUUUCGCUGGGGGUCACGACCAUGAACAUUGUCGGCUUCGCCAUCUUCGAGGGCAUGGCCACCAGUCUGGAUACGUUGUGCGCACAGGCGUUUGGGGCUGGCAAUCCAAAAGCCGUCGGCCUGCACGUUCAGAGGAUGGUGCUUUUGCUGCUGCUUGUAGCUUGUCCAAUUGGCAUACUGUGGCUCUGUUCGCCGUGGAUUCUGGCAAGAAUGAUCCCUCAGCCUCAACUGGCAGUUGUGGCCGGGACAUUCCUCAGGACGUCCCUUGUCGGCGUACCUGGAUACGUGGUGUUUGAAGCCGGUAAGCGGUUCCUGCAAUGCCAGGGGAACUUUACUGCAUCGUUGGCUGUCCUCCUGAUUUGCACGCCUGUUAACCUUGUCCUCAACUGGACGCUGGUGUUCAAGCUUGAUCUGGGAGUCAUGGGAUCAGCGCUUGCCGCCGCCCUGAGCAAUAACUUCCGAGCCGUGCUGCUCAUCCUGUAUAUCGCUCUCUGCCUCCCGGAAACACAUCAGUGCUGGCCCGGGUUGCUUCCUAAGACCACCUUUCAAAACUGGAUGCCUAUGAUCAAGCUCUCUGUCCCUGGCGCAGUCAUGACACUGGGCGAAUGGUUUGCGUUUGAACUGCUCAACUUCAGUGCUGCAUACAUCAAGACUGGUGGCAGUGACUCUACGAGCUCGGGGCCCUUGGCGGCCCAGGCAAUCCUCUCAACUAGCUCAGUGCUGGUGUGGCACAUCCCUUUCUCCGCGAGCGUGGUGGCAAGCACCAGGAUUGGUCAUUUAAUAGGGAGAGGUUCCGUCCACACCGCAAAAGCCAUGUCGAAAUUCUACGCCGCGUUCUUCUCCGGAACCGCCCUAUUCGACAUGAUGCUAGCCUUCGCCGUCUGCAGUCUCAUCGCGCGUUUCAGCACUGCAACCUCAUCCGGCGAGGUUCAAUAUCUUAUCAUGGGGACGCUACCCUUUGUCGCAAUCUUCCAAAUCUUCGACGCCGCGGUCUGCUGCGUCCACGGUAUCAUGCGUGGAUUAGGUCGUCAAGCCGUCGGCGGCUGGGCUACGUUUGUAGUCAACUACUGCAUCGGAGUUCCUUUGGCGUGGGUGCUCUCCCUUGGUCCCCCAAUGCUUGGACUGGUCGGUCUCUGGUCUGGGUUGUCCGUUGGACUAGCUGUCCUGGCGUUGGUGCAAACACUUGUCCUAGGGAUUAUAGACUGGGAAAAGUGUGUAGAGGAUGCGAGGGAGCGGGAAGAGAUAUGUGAUUAG
Molecule: messenger RNA, 1568 nt
Organism: Cladophialophora immunda
Lineage: Eukaryota; Fungi; Ascomycota; Eurotiomycetes; Chaetothyriales; Herpotrichiellaceae
Exons: 1
Coding region: 84-1568 (494 amino acids)
Biological process (GO): xenobiotic detoxification by transmembrane export across the plasma membrane
Cellular component (GO): membrane
Molecular function (GO): xenobiotic transmembrane transporter activity; antiporter activity
Source: RefSeq, a predicted model, not a curated record